AGGUGUGCGCCUCUCACCCAUCCCAAUGCUUCUUCACCCGCUCCUUCCCAUGUCUCUGAAACAAUGCUGCGGGAAACGGCUUUGUUGCCUUUCUUCUGGAUACUGAUUCGCUUCUCCUCAGCGGGGGCAGUGCGGAUGGAGGUGACUCCGCGGAGGGCGCUCUUCAGGCUGGGGGACGCCGGGCAGCUGCGCUGCUCGGUGCGGGACUGCGCAGAGCCGCCGUCUCUCUUCUGGACCCGGCUGGAAGACAGACCCAUGUCUGCACACAUCCGGACCAACGGCUCCGAGUCAGCCGCCAUCUUUGACCCGGUGACGACUGAACACCAGGCGACGUUUCUCUGCAAAGUCAUCUGCGGACGUGAAAGCAAACAGUCGCGGGCAGUCGUGCAAGUUUACUCGUUUCCAGAGAGCCCUGUGAUUCUGGGACACCAUGAUGUGACGCUGGGUCAGGAGAAGAGGCUGAUCUGCCGGGUCGAAAACGUCUUCCCGGUGGAACUCCUGACUUUCGAUUGGCUCCAAGGAGAUCGGGUGCUCCAGAGCCGAGGAGCAGAUCUGGAAGGAGGCUCUGCCGUGUCCACCUACAGCCUCACCUCCACCGACCAGCAAACAGGAGGCAGUAUCACCUGCCGAGCCUCGCUCCACCUGCUGGGACUCCCUGCCGGGGAGAGCAGCAGAGAGACCAGCGUCCAUCUGACGCCGCUCUAUCCCCCACAUAUUAAGUCCAUACCGGAGUCCCUUCUUUUGACUGUUGGUUCUCCUCUCAGUCUGUCGUGCUUUGCUGAGGGGAAUCCCACCCCUCAAAUCCAGUGGAGCUUCAGGACCCCAAGUGGUCUGCCGGUCCCUGUUGGUCAGGACCAGCAGCUGCUCUUUAAAUCUGUCACUCUGUCUCACGCUGGGCAGUACAGCUGCCUAGCGAGCAACACUGUCGGAAACCACACGGCCAAGGUUGAGGUCACGGUUCAGGCUCCACCGACCAACACCUCCAUCUCUGUGAGUCCAGGAGAGGAGGUGAUGGAGGGCCAGAGGGUGAUGGUGUCCUGUUUCUCACAAGGAGCUCCGGUGGGAAGGCUAGUACUGAGGAGGCUCAGCCAGGAGGAGCAGACAGAGCUGCAGUCCAGUGAUACCUCCUCCUCUGUCUCCUUCCUCCUUCCCUCAGCACUGCUGGAGGACUCAGCUCUGUACCAGUGUGAGGCCUCCAACCAGUACGGCUCCCAACUGGUCAACACCUCCAUCACUGUUAAAGCUUAUCCUCUCGAAGUGGAGCUAUCUCCAACAACGGUCACCGAGGAAAGGGGCUCUGCGCUGAUGUUGAGCUGUAGAGCCUCAGGUUGUCCUCAGCCGAUCCUGACCUGGAGAAGACCUCUGGACCAGCCGGUCCCCAGACCAGCAGACAGCCAGGGCCCACUGUCCCAGCUCCUCUUCACACAUCUAGACCUUUCUGAUCAAGGAGCCUUUAUCUGUGAAGCUCAGUGUGGCUCCAUCAUCAGAUCCAAACAUGUCGAGGUCCAGGUUUACUCUCUGCCAUCUGAUCCGGUCCUGGAGACCCAUGGUCCUGUUCUAUUGGGUCAGGAGGUGGUCCUGGUUUGUUCUGUCUAUAAUGUCUACCCAUCCAAUCUGCUGAGGAUCCAAUGGCUUGCCGGGGACACGGUACUGCUCUCAGAACUGGGCCAGAAUUCAAGUCACUUGCAGAAUGUUACAGCCAUCUUGCAGUACAGCACGGGACCGAAGGACCAGGACCAGGUUCUGACCUGUCGAGCUUUUCUGGAGCUAAACAAAAACAGAUGGUGGCCCUCCAGAGAGACCAACACCUCCCUGAAGCUCCACUAUGCACCGACCAACACCUCCAUCUCUGUGAGUCCAGGAGAGGAGGUGAUGGAGGGGCAAAGGGUGAUGGUAUCCUGUUUCUCACAAGGAGCUCCGGUGGGAAGGCUAGUACUGAGGAAACUCAGCCAGGAGGAGCAGACAGAGCUGCAGUCCAGUGAUACCUCCUCCUCUGUCUCCUUCCUCCUUCCCUCAGCACUGCUGGAGGACUCAGCUCUGUACCAGUGUGAGGCCUCCAACCAGUACGGCUCCCAACUGGUCAACACCUCCAUCACUGUUAAAGCCCCCCCAAGGAACACCACGGUUCUGGUCCUCCCAUCAACAGAAGUCCAGGUGGGACAAAAUGUCACCAUCUGCUGCAAAGCCAUCAGUUUUCCACCACCCGUUGUGAUUCUGAGGAAGCUGGAUGCUGGGACAGAGCUGCACUCUGUGGACUGUACCUUUGUACUGGUCAACGUCACAGUGAAUGACACAGGCCGGUACCAGAUCAACAUAACCAACCAUCUGGGCUCCGAGACGCAAAUCUUCACCAUCAGCGUCAUGGAGAGGAGCAGACGUACUCCCUCCGAUGUCAGCGUGGUCAUUGUGGCUUCGCUGUGUGGAGGAGCAGGACUCGCCACUGCUGCGCUGCUUCUGGACUACCUGAGGAGAAGCAGGAAGAAGGGUUUCUACCAGCUAGCCAAGUCUGCACCUCCUUCAGCAUAACCUACACACACAUAUCUGUCCGACAAGCUUCAGCAGAAAAAACCCUUCCGUCUCCCUGGUACACAACAGGUUGUCGGCCCACCAUAGAACAGUCGAGCCAUCC
Messenger RNA from Lampris incognitus (smalleye Pacific opah), 2629 nucleotides. RefSeq names its product vascular cell adhesion molecule 1b (gene vcam1b). The record is from RefSeq and is a predicted model, not a curated record. The transcript has 11 exons. Gene Ontology annotation, molecular function: integrin binding. Lineage: Eukaryota; Metazoa; Chordata; Actinopteri; Lampriformes; Lampridae. Bases 64 to 2526 code for a protein of 820 amino acids. Gene Ontology annotation, biological process: cell adhesion.